AUUGAUGAGGCGAUUGUACUCACAGAGAAGUCUCGUCGACGGAACCAUAAAUAUCAGGCCGAGGAGAUUACCUUCCGGGCCAGUAUAGAUAUGGAACGGCUGCCUCAGAACGUGCAAGGCAUCCCGAUGGUCCGAAUUCCUGACACCGUCCGGGAGUUGUUUGAGCAACUUAUUCGCCGGACAACAGCAAAUCUGGGCCCAUCAGACCUCAUCCGAUUCUGUAUCCAAGCAGAUGGGUUGGAUAAGCCGAUUAGCACGUCCCUGAUGGCAGUUUCGACUUUAACAGUUGAAAAGAUUCUGGCUGCCGUGAUGAAAGUGUUGCAGUCUAAAGACAAAAUUGAACUGGAUACGGGAUUUGCAGUUGAUGUGAUCACCAUAAAACGCCCUGUGGGUGCCGGACGAAAUAGGAAAGUAGUCAACAUCUCCAUGGACAGAUUAAGGAAACAGUCCAUUCUGUCUAUUCCAUACGACGAGGAAGGACUGUGCUGUGCCAAAGCUAUUGUUUAUGCCUUGGCGCAUUUGAACAAGGACACGAGGGCCAUUAAUGCAUUGAGAGAUCGGCGUAAUCCAACUCUGAUGAACCGCGCAAGGGAACUUCAUUUGGAUGCGAAUGUAUCUUUAGGCCCUUGCACUUUUGUAGAAAUUGCCAUAUUUGAAGAGCACUUGGACACACAAAUUGCAGUGUUCUCUUCGGAAAAUUUGAAUAGGGUGGUCUAUAAAGGAAAGAGAGGCCUCAAGCGGAUCAAUUUGUGGCUUCCACGAUGGACAUUACGAUGUAAUCAAAUCCCUCAAAGGACUUUUCGGCAGUGAUCACUAUUGCACGACCUGCGAAAAGGCCUACCAAAUGCCUGAAAGCCAUAGAUGUGCUAAUGCCUGUUCCAUAUGUCUGAGGACCGACUGCUUUCCAGACCAGCCCCAACGAUGCCAGGA
This is a messenger RNA of Stegodyphus dumicola, 930 nucleotides long. RefSeq lists its product as uncharacterized. Gene Ontology annotation, biological process: DNA replication. The record is from RefSeq and is a predicted model, not a curated record. NCBI's taxonomy places the organism in Eukaryota, Metazoa, Arthropoda, Arachnida, Araneae, Eresidae. Gene Ontology annotation, molecular function: nucleotide binding; DNA binding; DNA-directed DNA polymerase activity.